AUGAGGGAGAACAAAUUUCAUGGAGUCAUAGGGAAACCUGAAUACACUAAGGGUGAGUUUCCAAGGCUACAAAUUAUUGAUGUGUCUCACAAUUAUUUCACAGGAGCAUUGCCUUCUCAAUAUAUGCUCUUAUGGGAUGCUAUGAAAGCUUUUAAAAAGGUGAGCAAUUUGAAAUACAUGAACGUAUGGGAAAAUGUCACCUUUAACGCACUUGGUAUUGUUAGUGGAGCCACUUUGUAUAAUUAUUCAACAACAUUUGUGAUGAAAAGUGUGGCAACAAGCUAUGGGAAAAUCCCAGCAAAUCUAGCAGUCAUUGACCUAUCGAGCAACAAUUUCAGUGGUCAGAUUCCUGAGUCCAUUGGAAGCCUCAAGGCUCUCUACUCACUCAACCUUUCAAACAAUGCGCUCACAGGUCACAUUCCACCAUCGUUGGGGACAUUAACAGAACUGGAAUCAUUAGACCUUUCUCAAAACCAACUGUCGGGAAAGAUUCCUCAGCAACUAGCAGAGCUAAUAUUCCUCCAAAAGUUUGAUGUCUCUUAUAACAAUCUCACAAGUCCUAUACCACAGCAGAACCAGUUCCACACGUUCGAGAAUACCUCAUUUGAGGGUAAUCAAGGACUGUGUGGAGAUCCAUUGUCGAAGAAAUGUGAGAACUGGCUGCUCCCACCAUCAUCUGCUUUAAAUAAAGAUGCUGAUUCUAAUUUUGCCAUUGAACUAGACUGAAAAUUCACUUUGGCUGGACUUGUUAGCGGGCUUGUUAUUGGAGUCUCUCUUGGGGAGAUGGUGAUCCCAAGGACGCGGUUGGCGUGGUUGAUUUACUUCUCUAGAACAAGAUUGGCGGAGCUGAUGAUCAGAAACUAAUUAAGUGUGUAUGUAUCCACAAUAGCUGUUGUUCCUAUAUUAUUUCUUCUGCUAUAUAAGUACUACUGUACAACUAAUAAACAUAUUGGUGUGUUUUUCUUUUGUAUAAAUUAAAUUAUGUCCUUCUUUCUAUACCCAACUUUUUGAAUGUAACAUAUAUCAUUGUACAAAAACCACAUUUUCUUUUUCCAAA
Molecule: messenger RNA, 1057 nt
Organism: Humulus lupulus (European hop)
Lineage: Eukaryota; Viridiplantae; Streptophyta; Magnoliopsida; Rosales; Cannabaceae
Product: receptor like protein 27-like
Exons: 1
Coding region: 1-726 (241 amino acids)
Molecular function (GO): protein binding
Source: RefSeq, a predicted model, not a curated record